UCAGAUCCGAACACAGCCCAGUUCUCUGGGUCCCCUCCCCUUCUCUCUUCUCUAAGCCAGCUGGCCUGGCUUAAUAGCACUUCUAUCUUUCUUUCUUUCUUGAUUUCUUUCUUUCUUUCACUUUCCUUUUUUCUUCUUUUUAAAAAAAAAAUAAAGAUCUUGUUUGAUACAAGGGAUUGACUGAUCCAAACCCACAGCUGGAGCUGCUGGAGGAGCUUCCAGGUGAAGACGAGAACAAAAAACACUGGUGCUUUUCGCUGACGUGCAUGCGUUAGCGCGUGCUGCUCCAGGACAGGAGACUCCCGGAUGGACUGAACCGCUGGACGGAGACACGCGAGUAGGAAAGUGACGCAGAGACACACGCGAGGCUGAGCGAGAGAGGAGCCAGCAGUUUUGGGAUUGAAAAAGAGUGAGCAGUAAAAGAGUGAGCAGUAAAAGAGUGAGCAGUAAAAGAGUGUGAGCAGUAAAAGAGUGAGCAGUAAAAGAGUGAGCAGUAAAAGAGUGAGCAGUAAAAGAGUGAGCAGUAAAAGAGUGAGCAGUAAAAGAGUGAGCAGUAAAAGCUGCGAAGACCCCCGAGAGAGAGAGAGAAAAAAGAACAGAAGACGUUUGUGAAAAAAGUGCAAAACGAAAAAGCGAAGAUGGGGAGGAAAAAGAUUCAGAUAGCACGGAUUAUGGACGAACGGAACAGACAUGUGACGUUUACGAAGCGUAAGUUCGGCCUGAUGAAGAAAGCGUACGAGCUGAGCGUGUUGUGCGACUGCGAGAUCGCCCUCAUCAUCUUCAACAGCACCAACAAGCUGUUCCAGUACGCCAGCACUGACAUGGACAAGGUCCUGCUCAAAUACACAGAGUACAACGAGCCGCACGAGAGCCGCACCAACUCGGACAUCGUGGACACGCUGCGUAAAAAGGGUUUAAACGGCUGCGACAGCCCCGACAUCGAGGCCGACGACUCUGCCGGCCAGAGCCCCGAGUCCGACGACAAAUACCGAAAAAUCAACGAAGACAUCGACCUCAUGAUCAACAGACAGAGAAUCUGCCAGGGCCUGCUUCCCUCCAGCUACGAUAUGGGGGUCUCCAUGCCCAGCAGCAACCCCAGUGGCCUGCUGUACUCACACCCCGGGGUAAACUGUGGUUUAGGGAACCACAACCUGCUGCCCGUCUCUCACUCACAUCCCUCCCUGCAGAGAAACAGCAUGUCCCCCCAGAGGCCGUCCAGCACCGGAAACGCAGGUCUAAUGGGUUCAGAGCUGACGAGCAACGUGGUCUCCAACGUGGGAAACGGUAGCUACGGUAACCACUGCACAUCCCCUGGGCUGCUGUCUCCAGCAGGCGUCUCCAAGAACAUGCACGAAAAAAGUCCUCCAAUGAGCAUGAGCCGUAAGCCUGACCUGCGGACGCUGAUGCCCCCGGGCUCCAACAAGUGCAACAACAUGCCCACCAUCAACCAGAGAAUAAAUCACUCCCAGACUGCCCAGACGCUGUCCACUCCGGCAGUGUCCAUCGCUGCUCAGACCCUCCCUGGACAGUUGAUGGGCGGGUAUCCGUCCACGCUCUCCUCUUCUUACGGCACAGAGUUCUCCCUCAGCAGUGAUCUCUCCUCUCUGUCUGGCUUCGGAGGUUCUGGUCUUGGAUCGGUCACAUGCUGGCAGCAACAGCAGAUCCAGAACCUGCAGCACUCAGCGCUCGGACACAUGGGGAACUUGUGUCAGAACCUGAACGUCUCGUCCGGUCACCACGCCAACGUCAACAUCAAGUCGGAGCCGGCCUCCCCUCCCCGAGACCGCCACCUCGCCAUGAUGGCGGCCGGCGGCUACCCCGGCGGCCGGGGCCCCAACGAGGCGGGCCGUUCCCCCGGCGACAGCGCGUCCAGCUGCGGGAGCUCGUACGAAGGCAGCGAGGAGCGCGAGGAUCACCACGGCAACAACUACCUUCUCCAGCCUAUGUCCAAUCAGGAGGAGCGCCACAGCCAGACGGUCAAACGCAUGAGGCUAUCGGAGGGCUGGGCCACAUGAGGGGAGCAGGAGGGCUGUUCGUAACGUUACCUUAGAGUAUUAAUAUUAUUAUUAUCAUCAUAUUCUUCUUGUACCGAGUGUGGGUGUGCUUCUGUGUAACGUAACAUGUACAUGAGGGAGGGGAGCGUCGCUACCCGAUGUGAGUCGAUCGCAGAUGUGAGUCGCGCAUGCGUCACUUUGCGACAAGUAGCCUCCAAUAUACUGUCUAUGGUUUUGAGCUAACACUAGCAAUUAAACAAUCAUAGACAGCUAAAACGUUUUUUAAAUGACUGCUGGCUAAGAUGCUAACGGCGUUUUGAGCUAACGUUAGCACUCGAACAAUCA
Molecule: messenger RNA, 2339 nt
Organism: Perca flavescens (yellow perch)
Lineage: Eukaryota; Metazoa; Chordata; Actinopteri; Perciformes; Percidae
Product: myocyte-specific enhancer factor 2C
Exons: 11
Coding region: 639-2015 (458 amino acids)
Biological process (GO): positive regulation of transcription by RNA polymerase II; cell differentiation
Molecular function (GO): DNA-binding transcription factor activity, RNA polymerase II-specific; protein dimerization activity; RNA polymerase II cis-regulatory region sequence-specific DNA binding
Source: RefSeq, a predicted model, not a curated record